Molecule: messenger RNA, 1089 nt
Organism: Colletotrichum spaethianum
Lineage: Eukaryota; Fungi; Ascomycota; Sordariomycetes; Glomerellales; Glomerellaceae
Exons: 3
Coding region: 1-1089 (362 amino acids)
Source: RefSeq, a predicted model, not a curated record
AUGGAAAAGGUCAUGCUUCUUUGGCAUCAGGCAUACUCUCACGCUUCUAAACUGCAAACACCCGAAAACAUCGUGGUCGCCCACUCAAUUCAACACAGGCUUCCACCCUUUUCUCCUGACAAACCCCUCUACCCCCUCGUCCCUCAAGACCUCGCCCCCCUUGCGUCCCGUGACGAUGCUCCUCUCCACGUCCGGGCCGCGGACGUGAAAUGGAAACCUCAGCCUCCCGCUUUCAUCGACCUCUCCUCUUCCUUCCCGCCCCCUUCCACUGCAACUCCCACUACCAUCCCUUGGAACCCAGACCCGCUUCUCCCCGACGUGCCUCCUCUCGAACCCGCACCCCUCCCGGUCGAGCGAGAGGUACCACCGCCGCUGGUACACGCUGCCGACGCUGUUCUCCGCGCCUUUGUACGCGUUCGUGCGCCGGACGUGCUCGUCCUCGAGCUCCCGGAUCUCCUGCUCCAUCGCCGACAACUCUCUCUUCCCUUCCUCCUCAUCGUUCUCGCCGCGAUUCCCCUCUCCAAGCGGGUCGGGUACCACGUCCCAUCCCCCUCGUCCCCAGACGACCCCUCGGAACCCGUCUCGACAACAUCCCGCUUCCUCGUCUUCGCCUGCCCACCCCCUCUCCUCCGCCUCACAGGCCUCCCCAUCGCCCUCGCACUCUUCCGCCUCCCCUCCGCGUCUUCGCCCUUUGUCAACCUCAAAUUCAACACGUACCUCUCCGGGAGCCUACUCCCAAACAACCUCACCCGAAUCUUCCUCUCCCCAAACGCCCUCUCCAACUUUUCCUGCUCCUCCCAGACAACCAAGCUUCCCGUCCCCGCACUCCCCGUCUCCACGACGUGGUUCCACAGACAGUGCACCCUCGUCUCCGUCGCGUUCCGGUUCAGCCGCCCCGAGUUCGGGUCCCCCGGCAGCCCGUACAUCACCGCCCAGCUCACGCUGCUCCCGGAGGUCGUAGUGCACGCCCGCGACCGGGUGGUCGUGCUGGUGCACCACAAAGUGCGCGCCGCGCCGGGACCCGGCGUGCGCGAGGAAGAGGCCCCGCAGGGAGGCGUCCGCCGCGAGGCGCGGUGUGCGGGCGGGUAA